AUGGUGCUCUCACUCGUGUGUUUGUCUCUCUCGUGGAGUGUCUUUUUGCGUUCGGCGUCAACCCUCUUGCCCUCGCUCGCCCUGCGGCGACGGCUGUUCGUCCAAGAACGCCGAACCUGCCUCCUGUCCGGUAUCUCGCUGUUCACGAAACACAGCGCCUUCGUUCUUUUUCUCGCCGUGGGUAAAGGCGCGGAAACAGGCCUCUGGGCACUCUCCCUUCUCGCCGUCGGUCGUGCCUCGUUCGUUUCCGCGGUCGACAGCAGCCGAGCGUGGACGGACCUGAUUCCCGCCCAUUGGCAUCUAUCCUCGUUUUCUCUUCGCUUGGUGCUGGGCAUUUCCGUUCUCCGCAGCCUCGCGUUCAUCCUGCUCGUUUUCAAGUCCUGGAUAGAGCAGGCAAGAGCCCGGGACAGAAAACUCGCCGUGUUUGUCACAGGCGCUUCCUCAGGCAUUGGUUUGCAAAUCGCGCGCCUGCUUCUCGCCCUCGACUUCUUCGUCAUUGGCACGCACCUGCACACAGAGGAGUCUCGGCUUAUAUUCGGAGAAAUCCACGGGGGAGAUGAAGGAGUGCCUGCGCCACGCUGUGGCGAGGGGAAGUUGCAGGAAAGACAGAAAAUCACGCAGGACCGGGAGAAAAAAAAAGAUGGCGCCGAGAACGAGGCCGAGGCGAGGCACGGGGACGCGAUCGGCGAAGAAGCUGCAGGUGAACGCGAGAAACGCGAGACCGAAGUCGAUCAUCAGCAAGGCGAGACACGUUGGCGGAGGCCCGAAGACAGGGCGGAGACCAGGCGAGGAGGAACUGGCGGAGAAGCAUGUGCUGCGGCAGUCAAAGAGAAAGGCGACGCAGGAGACGGCAUGAAGUGCGAAGCGGGCGACGGGGGGGACGAGGCGAUGAAGACAGCCGGGGUGGUAUCUGCGGGGACGACGCGAGAACUGCCCGUGAAGGAGCGCGAGGGAGCAGAGACUGCCGAGGAGACUCCACAUGCAGAGAAGGCUCCGCGCGACGGCGGCUUGACCCUUGCCUCCAGACGCGCCUCUCCGCCGUCAAACCCGCUCCUCCGUGGCGCGGAUGGCACUGGCGAGGCAUCCCCCGUGUCGGCGCCCUCUCGCCCUUCUGGCUCCGCUUCUUCAGCUCGCCCCUCCCGUCUCCUCCUCCUCCCCGUGGACGUAACGCAAUCCGCGGAUGUCUCGCAAGCGGCUUUUGCCGCGGCACGCUUCCUGAGGGAAAACGACAUUCCGGGGCUCUACGCUGUCGUGAAUUGCGCCGGCGUCUGGGACUGGAAUUUUAUUCAAAAUCAGAGUCCCCAGGCGAGUCUUUCUCUCGAGGAAUAUGAUAUGGCGGAGUCUGAGUUGGUGUGGACGCGUCUCCUCGACGUCAACCUCCUUGGAUCUGUCCGGGUCUUACAAGCCUUCUUGCCUCUCCUGCAGGCGUUCAACCUUUCUGUUGCCUCGUCUGACUCUCGCUCAACGCCGCCAGCUUCCGUAGGCUCGGGGACUCCUUCGUCAAUCUUUUCGCUCUUCGCGGCCCGCGUGUCGCAUGCACUUCGAACCCGAUUUCUCCCGCCGCUGAGCAGUCGCGUCGUCUUUGUCGGCAGCAUUCUCGGCCGCCUCUCCGCCCCCGCACAGACGGCGUACUGCGCCUCCAAGGCUGGUGUUCGGCUGCUCGCGGAAGGGGCUCGGAGCGACCUGAGAGAAAGCGGAGUCCACGUCGUUCUCGCCGCCGGGAGCAACACGGACCCCUCUGUUCGACAAGGCCCUGUCACGCAUGCGCCCCCGAAGCUCCUCAGUUGGACAGGCUUCGCCGCCUUGUUCUUCCUCUCUACUGGCUUCUCUUUCUUCGCUCCUUGUUUCUUCCUUUUCUCGCUCGUCGUCUUCUGCGGAGUCUUCGGCUCUCUUGAGAUCUGUCUCGGCGACGGCCAAGCGGCGGGGCUCUGA
Messenger RNA from Neospora caninum, 1932 nucleotides. RefSeq names its product putative short chain dehydrogenase domain-containing protein. Gene Ontology annotation, molecular function: oxidoreductase activity. The coding region runs from base 1 to 1932 and encodes 643 amino acids. NCBI's taxonomy places the organism in Eukaryota, Apicomplexa, Conoidasida, Eucoccidiorida, Sarcocystidae. The record is from RefSeq and is a predicted model, not a curated record. The transcript has 3 exons.